Molecule: messenger RNA, 555 nt
Organism: Acanthoscelides obtectus
Lineage: Eukaryota; Metazoa; Arthropoda; Insecta; Coleoptera; Chrysomelidae
Source: the annotation of a GenBank genome assembly
AUGGAACUCAACCGAGAACAUUUCCGCGCCAUAAUUUAUUACAACUUUCAGAGACAAUUGUCGCAACAAGAAUGCCUUGCUGAGUUACUGUCUGUCAUGGUCGCGACAUUAGUGUCAAAAGCGGGUCAUAUUGCAACAAUUCCUCUUAAUGAGCAAAGAACUGUUACUGCGGAUUGGUAUACCACCAUUUGUUUGCCAAAAGUCAUCACUGAGCUUCGAAAAAUCAACCCCGAAAGAAGAAUGAUCCUCCACCAAGACAAUGCAAGCUCGCACACAGCCCAAAAAACAAUGCAGUAUUUAACGGAUGAAAACGUGGAAUUAUUGGGCCAUCCUCCAUAUAGCCCCAAUCUAAGUCCUAGCGAUAUCUUUACUUUCCCGAAAAUCAAAAACAGAUUACGUGGUCAAAGGCACCAGUCACCAGAAGAAGCAGUUGACGCAUUCAAAAAUACCGUUUUGGAUCUGCCAGCAAACGAGUGGAAUAAGUGCUACGAAAAUUGGUUCGAGUGCAUGCAGAUGUGUAUUAAUCUUCGUGGAGAAUACUUCGAAAAACAAUAA